ACAGACCUUAAUCGGCAAACUGUAUCAUUUUCAAGUGAAUUCUGAAUGGAAUAAUUCAAAAGUGUGAGUGGGGGAUGACUCGCGCAACCAACUUAUGACAUGCCAUAGACUACUGAGGAGGAAUGGCCUGCCAUAAUUCGCUAGGUUCAGCUUUAAGACUGUUGAAAGGUAUUCUCUUUUUAUUUUUUAAUUUUUUUGGGUAUCUCAUUUAUGAUUCAUCUGUCCACCCACAUAAAGUAUAUUUUGUCAAUCCUCAGUGCUUACAAGACUAAUGUGCAGACUCACAGACAGAAACACUAAACCAUCCCACUGCUUCACAAAGGGUUUUGAAUUUUGGUGCAUUUGAAUUGGGCUACCCUCAUCAAAAUAGCAGAGGCAGACAUGCAUAACUAUAGUGAUGGGUAGGAUAAUGCAAAGACUUUGUGUCUUGUACUUUUCAAAACAAACUGGCACCCAUGGGUUCUCACAUGUCAUGGUCAGGACCAACAGUACAGUGAGGACCAAUAUCAACCAAUAGCACAAGGAACUUACUGCAUCCUGUUUAAAAAUGUAAUAUUCUUUUGUGUGUUUUUUUUUUUUUCACUGUGACAUUAUAGGAUUUAGUAGCCUAUAUUAGAGGUUUUGAUCCGUUUUAGUUUGUGAGAGGGAAAAGAAGAGAUAUUUGAUAUAGUAACACAUACAUCAGAUCACUUCGUUGGGAUGCUUUUCUGUUGCCUUGCUCAUGGGUCAACUGUUCUAUCUCCCUCGAGUGCCUCUGAAGAAAUGAGACAUCCUUAAUGAUGUCUGCCUUUGGACAAUAUCCACUGAACAAGCUGGAGGAAUGAGGCAUGAGGACAGUGGAGCCAUAAACACACUGACCAAACAACCCCCACUACAUCUUAAUAGGCUACUCAUGACAAGAACUGCAGGCAUACAUCAAAGACGCAUACACACACAUACUUUGACAUGUUAGACACAUCUUUAAAGUCUGAAGUACAGAAGGCCAUUCAAGAUUAUUUUUUUACUCUGCAUACUUUUUGGGUUGUGCACAAACUGACCACUGGGUGGCCAUGUAGCUUCACGCUUUCCAUUUCCUGGGCAGCAGAUUGUACUGUAGGUGUCCAUCUCCUUCCUGUACACUUAUUGAUCAUACCUGUAGGACAAAAUACGCAUAUUUAAGUGUGUACACAAAAACACAUCAGGCAUAAAAGAAGCUCAACCAAAAGUGUCCUCCUUUGUGUGAGAAAUCAACAGGCUCAUUAUAACCUGUAGCAAAAUCAAGAAUGUCGUAGGUGAAUAUACACUAAUGAAAUAAUGAAUUAGAUCAUCCUAAAUGCUUAUUGGAAUAGCUUUUGAAACUUCUCAAGAUCAAUGGUGUAUAAUCUUCAUGUUUCCAGACAACAACCCUUGUAAGGCAGGGAUGUGAAAACAUGUUUUCUAUUGUUUCUUUAGUCCUCCAUUGUGUCACUUCUCCUCCAGUACAAAAUGAUCAUAAACUCCAAUGGGGUUUGUAUGUGUACAGUCUUACUGAAAUAAACAGACAUGUUGAAAAAAGAGAUUGUUUAUGGGUGUUUUAAACAGCAGUAGGUAAGGCAAUCAAGCACACCUAACAGGCAUAUGUGGUCACUCGGCAUAACGGUUGUGUCUUUCUUUUUUGAACAUCUCUGUAUUUGUUCGACGUCAUGGAAGGUGAACUGCUCUGUCAGCCAGCGGUUAGAGGAAGUUGAAAAAAGUUGUGUUGAGAGGAAGUCGUCAAAAGAGUUUCGAGAGGGUCAGGAGACACACUCGUUCCACACAGUAUGGAUGUUUGGUUUAAAACAUCUUCAAAAUGAUUCCCAGCAAAUCAUUUUUGGUUGUCUUUGGAGGCCUUGUUGUCUUUUCUGUUAUGGGAAGAUGUUUAACCUCUAUACCAAGUGUAGAUUGUUAUAUUGUUAAUUUGGAAAAUGUAAACUGCACCUGGAAUUGUGAUCAUAAUCAUAGUGAAGUAAGCUUUUUCAGUUGGACUCCAAACAGUGUCACAAUUUCAUCCAGACAAUAUACUGAGUGCCCAACUUACCAGUAUAAGAAUGGUUGUAGUGUUGGCUGCAUCUUUCCUUUUGAUCAAAAAAAUAGAUACAAACACCUUCACACCACACUAUUUAAUGGGAGCACACAGAGAAAUCAGACACACGAUAUGCGCAGUGAUGUGAAACUUAACCCACCCCAGAACCUGACUGUGCUGUGGAACAGCACUACUGGAGAUGUGUCUCUGUGGUGGGACAUCAGUGGCCCUGUCAAAGGCACUUGUGUUGAGAGUAUGCUUUCGUACCAGACGGGCUCACAGACAUGGCAGAACACAAAAUCGCUUUUGCCAGGAAUCACCUCCUACACCUUGCCCAAAGCAUCUCGGACACAAACACACAUGUUUCGAGUCAGGAGUCGAUAUGCUGCGCAUUGUACACAGUUCAAAUACUGGAGUGACUGGACUGCAGCUGUUCAAUGGGGACCCGUUGAGCCCAGUGAUUCAGCAGAUAUCUCAGUCAAGAAGGGUCUGUAUGUGGCUUUUGGAGUUGUGGCACUUGCCAUCAUCCUGAUCAUCAUGGUCCGUGUGCUAUUAGAAUGUGAGAGGAUCAGGGUGAUCUUUGUUCCGGUGGUUCCAGACCCAACCAAAAAUCUCAAAGAUCUCUUCUAUGAAUAUGGUGGCAAUGUUGAGGGAUGGGUACAAAUAUCUCCAGAACUGAGGGAUGCCUUUAAGUCGGACUUCAAUGAGACGGCUUGUGUUGUGAGGGAGACCAGACCAUUGUAGAGAAGAACGGCAGCACAACUAGAUCGCAACUCGUUGAAAAACCAGCCCGUAUCAUGCUGCAAUGAACUAGUUUCUAUUCUAUGUAAUGUGUAAACAUUUAUUCAUAUGUGUGCAAGGUUUACUCAGAGCUUGAAAUACACUCUCUACUCCAUGUUAUGGUUAUGGAAUUUGGCAGAUGCUUUUGUCCAAAAUGACAUACAAAUAAUAAACAAAAAAAACAAUAGUUACAUUUAUCAGUGGACAAUUUAGGUAUACCAUGUUAUAGUUUUUGCAAAAGCUUUGAGACAGAGAGAAUGUGUUACUGGGAAAGACUCAAUUAUCCAAUCUGCCUUGUGUGUGUAUACUACUGUCCAUUAGAAUUUUAAAAUCCCAUCCAUCUAUCCAUCCAGUCAUUUGAUUAUCAUCAAACCUUCUGAUCACAUCUCUGUUUAGCUAAAACACAUUUUGCACAAAACCUUCUACAUUUCUAAAUGUAUUUCACACUAGCUAUGAAGGAUUCUUUUGAAGGUUUGCCGAAAUGUUGAUCUGUUGACUGACUUUAAUGUUAAGUCUGCCCAGAGAGCAGCAGCAAAACCUGAGUAUUACCUACGUUUUUACCUGAAAUUUGCACAGUGCCUAUACUUCAGAGGCCGCUGUUCCAAAUGCUUGACCUCUGAAAAGCUGUGACCCUCAGAAUGACUAUGUGAAGUAGAGGUUACAGAGGCUAGCAUAUUGUUUUUCCUUUCUGCCGAAUUAAGCAUCUUUGAACCUUACCACAUUUCAGCCAUCUAGGCCACUUGAAAAAUGCACUGACAAUAAAGGCUCAGGCUAUAUGAACCUCUUUGUGUAGAAUAUUGGUCUCAAAUGAAAGGCUUUCACUGAAUAAACAAUGGUCAAUGAUGAUUUAAGAGGUAUUUAUUAGAAUAUUUAUUGUAUUGGCAUGUUUCAUAGAAGUCUCAGUCAUUUUUAUAAGCAUGUGGUACCAUGCCGUAUAUCAUUCCAUAUCAUUCCAUGUGCUUAUAAUCUGUAAAUAGACUGUAAAUAAAUGGUUGAAUAAAGCCUACAUUUUUAU
Messenger RNA from Sardina pilchardus (European sardine), 3815 nucleotides. RefSeq names its product interleukin 2 receptor, gamma b (gene il2rgb). Gene Ontology annotation, molecular function: protein binding; cytokine receptor activity. Gene Ontology annotation, cellular component: external side of plasma membrane. Gene Ontology annotation, biological process: cytokine-mediated signaling pathway. The transcript has 8 exons. The record is from RefSeq and is a predicted model, not a curated record. Lineage: Eukaryota; Metazoa; Chordata; Actinopteri; Clupeiformes; Clupeidae. Bases 1808 to 2764 code for a protein of 318 amino acids.